AACGCAUUUGCGAACGUGACGGGCGCUGAUCUGAGAGAAAGGAUAAAAGAAUUGAUAUAAGAUAAAACAGAUAAAUCAAUUUUGAGAGCAAUGGCAGGAAUUAAUUGCACAAUUUCAACAAGUUCGCGUCAAUUAUUGCGGCUAUAUAUGAAAGGAUUCACAUGCCCGUUUUCAUCUAAAAGCACAAAUGAAGUCGACGAGAGUCCGAGAUUACAUGAAUUCAGGAAAAAAUUGCGCGAACGUGCUCCUAUAGAGAAAUUGGACGAAUUGGAGGAGGACAAGCAUCCUUAUCAAGAGAAAGAACCUUUGAAACCAUUCCCGAACAACACAAAUCCGGAAACUGGUGAAGUCGGAGGUCCCCGUGGACCAGAACCGACUCGUUACGGCGAUUGGGAAAGAAAAGGUCGUGUAUCGGACUUCUAAAUCAUCCUCGUUUGAGACUAGCGCAAUCCAUUUAAUAACAGUUAAAAAUUGUCAUCAAAAUAUUCAUAUUUAAAACUUAAAACAAUUCUGCUUUGAAAUACAAUAUUAUAUAAUUAAAC
Messenger RNA from Atta colombica, 542 nucleotides. Its product is annotated as succinate dehydrogenase assembly factor 4, mitochondrial-like. The record is from RefSeq and is a predicted model, not a curated record. Gene Ontology annotation, cellular component: mitochondrion. The transcript is spliced from 4 exons. Lineage: Eukaryota; Metazoa; Arthropoda; Insecta; Hymenoptera; Formicidae. Gene Ontology annotation, biological process: mitochondrial respiratory chain complex II assembly. Bases 91 to 423 code for a protein of 110 amino acids.